Messenger RNA from Habropoda laboriosa, 1336 nucleotides. Its product is annotated as ancient ubiquitous protein 1-like. The transcript has 3 exons. Lineage: Eukaryota; Metazoa; Arthropoda; Insecta; Hymenoptera; Apidae. Gene Ontology annotation, molecular function: ubiquitin binding. The coding region runs from base 133 to 1308 and encodes 391 amino acids. Gene Ontology annotation, cellular component: membrane. The record is from RefSeq and is a predicted model, not a curated record.
GAAAAGUAGGUUAAAAAAGGUCAAAUAUCAGUCACGUCAUUGUUGAGUCCCAAUAAACGAUUGUGAUUAUUUCAGUGAUAUACAAUUGUCAAGUGUGAAUAUUUUUACCAUAACAGAUGUUUAUUGUAAGAAAUGUCACAAAUUGAUAUCCAGGAUUUAUUUGAUAAAAGCAGGUUUCCCAGUGGUUGGCCUCUUGUAUUUAUAUUGUUAUAUACUCCUGUGGGUCUCUUACUUGUAUUAUUACGAUUACUAAUUGCUCUACAAUUUUGGCUUCUUGCAACACUGUUACCUGAUUGUAAUAUUCUUCGAACAUUCUUAAAUCAUGGAUUUAGUUUUGCCUUUGGUAUCAUGGUAAAAAUUCCUGAUGGUGAAGUUAAAGACAAGCAAUCAAAGAUUAUAAUUGCUAAUAAUGUGUCUGUCCUGGAUCAUUUUGCAUUGUACAAAGCCACACAAGCAUUAACUCCUACUGUCUGGGAACUACCUACUGCCUUAAAUAAUGCACUGGGUUUACAAAUAAUGGAUAUGAGUAGCAAAGAGGCUCUAAUUGCCAAUAUAAAGCAGUUUCUUUCUACAUCAAAAGGCAACAUUGCAGUUCAACCUGAAUUUGGUACAACUAAUAGUCGUGUUGCCUUAUUAAAAUUCAGCUCAUGGCCAUUUACUAUAGAAGCAUCUAUUCAACCAGUUGCAAUUAAAGCAUCAAGGCCAGAAUUCAUACCUAUUCAUUUAACUUCAUUGGCAUCUAGAUGGUGGACAGAUGUGUUUUGGUUUAUGUUUGUUCCUUAUACAAUCUUCACAUUUAAGUACCUGAAAAUCAAACAAAAUACAGAUGGUAAAGCAUUAGUAAGGGAAGUAGAACAAGACAUAGCAACUAGUCUUGGACUUCAAACAAGUUCUCAUACUGUAUCAGACAAAAUAGAAUUUGAAAAACGCUGCAUAAUGGAAAAAACACAAAGUAGAAGAUUCAACAGUUCUCCAAAUUCACAAGUUAUACAUAACAUUGAGGUACAGAGAAUGGUCCAACAAGUCAGUGAAGUGCUUCCACUAGUCCCACAUAAUGUGAUUCUCAGAGACCUUUUGAAAACACGCAAUGUUGAUAUUACAAUUGCCAAUAUAUUAGAUGGCAUAGUUACUUAUACUCCAGAAUCAUCUCAGACUGUUACACCAUCAGUACCAUUGAAUCAAUUACAAAAAAGUACAGUUAAAACUACCAGUAAUCUAGGAACUUCUUCCUUCCAGGAGAGAAAAGCUAAAAUGAUAAGGGAAGCUUGGGAAAGGUAUGUUCAAAAACAUGGACUUAAAAAUUGUUGACAUUUUCAUUGCAAUUUUAUUCUGGUUA